AGUACAGUACAGAGUACAAGUACAGUACAGUACGAGCACAGUACAGUCAUAGUGAAGGCAGCGUUACCGUGACGUCAUCACAACACCUGCGAGGCGCAGCUGUCUCCUGACUGGCUGGGGGCGUCCCAACACCUGACUUGUGACAGGUGUUUAGCAGACUUGUCACAGUGCUUGGAGGAGCUCCUUGUGGUACACCAGGACCCGUAGAGAUGGCCCCUAGUUUGAUGUUACCAAAAUUGCCAAUGACGCCAUUUCGUGUGAUGGCACUGGUAGCAGGUGUGGCUGCCAUUUGCCUCGUCUUCUCUGCUUUGACCACGUCUGGACGACAGCAGAAAUUAGGAAAAGUAUUCGAACAGCUAUCAAAGACAUACAAGCGUGAUAUUAGUGGGAAGACGAUGGCUGAACCUAGUUUCUGGCGCAACUUUGAUUUCCAAUCUGAGCAGAUUCCAUCCCAAGUUACUGAUGCUGCUCCAAGGGUGAAGGUCACCAACAGUACAAUAAAUAUAAUGGGAUCGAAUACCUUCUACCGUGAGGCUCUACCUCCAGAAGGUGUGAGCAGUAGUGGUGAGGUGGUUGUGCUCCUACAUGGUGCUGCAUUUCAGUCCAAAACCUGGCUUGACCUUAACACCAUCAACCUCUUAGCAGCUAUGGGGCAUCAUGUUAUUGCUAUUGACUUACCAGGCUUUGGGGAGUCCAAAAGUGUAGAUCCAAGUGAUCCAGCUGAUUAUCUGCACACCUUUAUGAGCACCAAAAAGGUCUCCAAGCCCAUACUGGUCUCUCCCUCAAUGAGUGGUAGGUUCUCCAUCCCAUUCAUCAUGAAAUAUCCUCAAGAUGUCGGUGGAUACGUGCCAGUUGCUCCUGUCGGUACCAACAAGAUUGUUGACAGGGCCCCAGAGUUGAAGAUUCCUACACUCAUCAUCUAUGGAGAGAAGGACCAAAAACUUGGCCAUACAUCUCGUAAUGACUUGUUGAACAUUCCCUCAUCUCAGCAUGUGGAAAUACCUGGAGCAAGACACCCAGCUUACCUUGAUAAUCCUGAUUUGUUUCACACUCUCUUGUAUAAUUUCAUCAAGCAAGUUCAUGCCCAUAGAGCUGCAGCAUAAUGUAACUAUGCAUUUGUUGAUUUGUAUGAGCAUUGGAAAAUAUUGUGGCAUUUAUUACUUAACUUACACUAUAUUUUUCAUAUUCAUAAACAUGUUUAAUAAUUUAGGAAGGAUAAUCCCAGAAUAGUUAAUUAUGAGUUCAUUAAACAAUAUUCACAUUUCAUCAGUAACCUAAUGGUUACAAUUAAUUUCUGUAUAUGGAGUUACUCUUUGCUGCAAAUUUAGUUAAGGUGUUGUGAAGGAAAUGCACUAAAUAAUUUUUUUCUUUAGUUUAGUGAUUGUGAUAUUACCUAGUUUGUAUUAGACUUGAGAAAUUUUAAAUAAAGCUCUUAAGAUACA
Procambarus clarkii (red swamp crayfish) is the source of this 1442-nucleotide messenger RNA. RefSeq names its product putative protein-lysine deacylase ABHD14B. NCBI's taxonomy places the organism in Eukaryota, Metazoa, Arthropoda, Malacostraca, Decapoda, Cambaridae. The record is from RefSeq and is a predicted model, not a curated record. Gene Ontology annotation, cellular component: cytoplasm.